Molecule: messenger RNA, 1329 nt
Organism: Ramularia collo-cygni
Lineage: Eukaryota; Fungi; Ascomycota; Dothideomycetes; Mycosphaerellales; Mycosphaerellaceae
Product: probable NADH:flavin oxidoreductase/12-oxophytodienoate reductase
Exons: 3
Coding region: 1-1329 (442 amino acids)
Cellular component (GO): intracellular anatomical structure
Molecular function (GO): FMN binding; NADPH dehydrogenase activity; NADP binding
Source: RefSeq, a predicted model, not a curated record
AUGUCUCCGAGCACUUACAACACCCCAGUCACGGGGAUACCUUACUUCCACCCCCAACAUAACACGUCCCCCGGAACCCCUUUCAAGCCCUCUGCAUCCGAUCCCGUACUCUUUCAGCCCCUUCAGAUUCGCGGAGUGACCCUCAAGAAUCGUAUCCUUGUAGCUCCCAUGUGUCAAUACUCCACCUCGGAGUCCGGCCCUCAAAUCGGAGCUCUCACACCAUAUCAUAUCGCCACCCUAGGCCACUAUGCUCUCAAAGGCUCCUCCUUGAUUUUUAUCGAAGCGACUGGGGUCCAACCCAACGGCCGCAUUUCCCCAAACUGCCCUGGCUUGUGGAGCGACGCACAAAUCGACGGCGUCAAAGCUGUAGCGAAUUUCUGCCAUGCUCAAGGUGCUCUUUGCGGAAUGCAACUUGCGCAUGCAGGGAGAAAGGCUAGUACUGUUGCACCGUUCAUUGCGGCACAGAGCAGACUUGCGAGUAAGCGGGCGGGGAAGGAUGUUGGAGGAUGGCCGGAGGACGUUGUAGGACCUUCGGGUGGUGAGGAUUUCGUAUGGGAUCUGAAGCGGGAGGAUGAUCCUAGUAGAGGGUACUAUGCUCCGAGAGAAUUGAGUGGCGAGGAGAUUCAGCAGCUUGUGAAGGAUUGGGCGGAUGCGGCUGUGAGAGCAGUGAGGGCUGGAGUGGAUGUCAUUGAAAUCCAUGGAGCGCAUGGAUAUCUGAUCCAUCAGUUUCUCUCACCGCUCACCAACCGUCGGACGGAUGCAUACGGCGGCUCAUUUGAAAACCGCACUCGGCUUCUGAUGGAAAUCACUCAAGCAAUCCGCGCCGUGAUUCCCGCAAGUAUGCCUCUAUUCCUCCGCCUUUCCUCCACAGAAUGGAUGGAAGAUUCUGCCCUCAAUCAGAAGUACGGUAGCUGGGACGUUGAGAGUACGAUUCAAAUCUCCAAGAUCGUGGCAGACCUUGGAGUCGACCUGUUGGAUGUCAGCUCAGGAGGCAAUCACCCAGAGCAGAAGAUUAACAUGUUCAACUCAAAGGACUAUCAAAUCAAAAUCGCCGCGAGAAUUCGCAAGGAAGUCAAGGCUGCUGGGAAGGAAUUGCUGAUUGGUGCUGUGGGACUGAUUACAGAGGCCGAACAGGCGAGGGACAUUGUUCAAGAAGAGGCAGUGGUUGCUAAAGAGAUGACCGAGGGGAAGGAGGCCAUGGCAGAUGUUAUUUUGGUGGCGAGGCAAUUCAUGAGAGAACCGGAGUGGGUGUUGAAGGUUGCGUGGCAAUUGGGAGUGGAUAUUGCAUGGCCUUCGCAGUUCCUGAGAGUGAGGUUUCCGAAGUUGUAG